This is a messenger RNA of Olea europaea var. sylvestris, 1330 nucleotides long. Its product is annotated as PHD finger protein ALFIN-LIKE 6-like. The transcript has 5 exons. Gene Ontology annotation, molecular function: transcription cis-regulatory region binding; histone binding; transcription coregulator activity. Gene Ontology annotation, biological process: regulation of DNA-templated transcription. Bases 290 to 1072 code for a protein of 260 amino acids. The record is from RefSeq and is a predicted model, not a curated record. Lineage: Eukaryota; Viridiplantae; Streptophyta; Magnoliopsida; Lamiales; Oleaceae. Gene Ontology annotation, cellular component: nucleus.
GGCACCAAAUUGAGCAAGAAAUCAAACCAUUUCUAGGGCUUAAUUAUUCUCUGUCAUUCCCGCUAUUUCCUCUCUCCGUCUUCCUCCUCAGAUUUUCACACACAGAAAAAUCUAUUUUCUUAUCCGAAUUUUAAUUUAUUAUUAUGUAGCUAUUUAGGAGCCAUGAAAAGGAGACCCUAGCGCUUGAAUAAAACCCUAAUUGGUUAAUUUGUGUUCAAUUCUACGACAACAGGCGUUAAUUUUGGGUGAUUUUGUGGGUUUUCUGAAUUAGUGUAGAGAAGAUUGGGAAAUGGAGGGAAUUCCGCAUCCGAUACCGAGAACUGUAGAGGAAGUCUUCAACGAUUUCAAAGGCCGUCGAGCUGGUCUAAUCAAGGCCCUCACCGUUGAUGUUGAGAAGUUUUAUCAGCAGUGCGAUCCUGAAAAGGAGAAUCUGUGUCUGUAUGGAUUUCCAAAUGAGACAUGGGAAGUCAACCUGCCUGUUGAGGAGGUUCCUCCUGAACUACCUGAGCCAGCAUUAGGAAUAAACUUUGCUAGGGAUGGCAUGCAAGAAAAGGAUUGGUUAUCACUUGUUGCAGUUCACAGUGACUCGUGGCUACUUUCUGUUGCAUUCUAUUUUGGUGCACGCUUUGGAUUUGGCAAGAGUGAAAGGAAGAGGCUUUUCCAGAUGAUUAAUGAUGUACCAACUGUAUUUGAAGUCGUGACAGGAGCUGUUAAGCCUGUCAAGGACCCGGCAGCUUCUCAAAAUAACAGAAGCAAGAGCAAAUCUGGCGGGAGAAUGCAGUCUCAUCAGCCUGAGUCAGAGCACAAGGGAGUUAAGAUUUCUGCACCCAAAGACGAGGAGGAGAGUGGAGAGGAGGAGGAGGAGGAGGAAGAAGAAGAAGAAGAAGAAGACGAACAGGGAGCAGUCUGUGGAGCUUGUGGAGACAACUAUGGGGCUGAUGAAUUCUGGAUUUGCUGUGACGUGUGCGAGAGAUGGUUCCAUGGAAAGUGUGUUAAGAUUACACCUGCUAAAGCUGAACAUAUCAAGCAGUACAAGUGCCCCACCUGCAGUAACAAGAGGGCUAGAGUUUAAUCUACCAUUUUAGAAGUCGAAAGAUCACGAAUUGAAGGGGCUUGAUUUUAGCUUAUAAAUUUGAAUGUCUGCUGAUGGGAUCAAAAUGUUGUGAAUUUCUUCAGAUUUCUAUUAAUCGAACUUUCUUGUAUUUUAGGGAUCUUCGUGAAGAAAAAAAUUGUGCCUUCUGUUUUGAGUGUGAUUUUUGAGACAUUUUACCAGUAAUGGUAUUGUAGUUCUUCUAUGGUUGUUAACAUGCGUGUCUUGGGCACAUCUCCA